AUGUGAAGCAGCGGUGUGUUGACAUUGUUGAGUCCGGACGAACAACGCUAAAACAAAGAUGUUCGUCUCUGAACUCUCACACCUUAUGCAGAUGUGAUAUAUAUGAGCGUUAAUUUUGGGUGAUAGUUUCAGUAAGUAUAGCGCAUUUUCAUAAUGAAGGAAACUUGACAUAGGAAAUGCAAUAUAAUUUGCAAAGAAAAACAGGUGAAUGAACUUAUGACCCUGAGUGAAUAUCCGGAAGUUGCUUUCACUAGAUGUAAUCCAGAUAAGCUUUCAUUCAUUCAAGAUUUUGCUAUGAACUGACACUUUGUUCACCAGAAACAUUCAACAAUGAGUGGGGGAAAGACAAUCACUCUGAAUGUUAGUUCCAAGGUUGCUGUUGCAGCAGCCCUGGGUGCUGGAGUGGUAGUGGGGGCAGGCACAGCAUAUCUUCUUACCCGCCUAAAUGAGCACACUCGCCUCACACAACAGAUUUCCAGUCUCCAUGCUACCAUAUUAGAGGUGAAGAAGGAUAUUGCUUCAUUGGAGACAGGUCUAACACACAAAGAUAUUCCUUGGGAUGCUGAAGAUUUUGAUAGAGCUUAUGGUCGCACUGAAUUCUCAUCACCCCGAGCUUCUGCAUUCCGAAAGAAGACUGUAAGUUUCAGCAGCACCACUACCUCAGGCAGUUACAAGACAGCCCCUGAGUAUGACACUGACAGCAGCAAGGCCAAUGACACUGACUACUUCUCCCCUGAUGAGGAUGAUGAUGAGUUCUUUGACUUGUCACCAGAGGAAGAGGAAGGGGUAAAUUCUUAUGGAGAAAAUGGUAAGAUUGAAAGUGGACAGCUAUCAUCUUUAUUAGAUGAGGAAGAUCAUUUAUACCAACUCUUCAAGCAGGUAGAUCAAGUGAUUGAUGGCACCGGGGAUGAACAAACACAAGCUUACAAUUUGUUGAAAAAUGAAGAAAAUGAAUAUGCAGACAAUCCAGAGUUCCUGUGGAGGGUAGCAAAAGCAACAAGAAAUAUGGCUGCUAUCCAAGAAAAACUUGGGAAUGAAAAGGACAAGGAAACUUUGAUAUGUGAUGCUUUUGGAUAUGCUGCAAAAGCACUUGAUUUAGAUAAAGAAAAUGCGGAGAUUCACAAGUGGUACGCAAUCCUCGCUGGUGCUCGUGGAGAAUUUUUGGGCAUAAGAGAACGUGUUAAAAGUGGGACCAUCUUCAAAAAACAUAUUGAUCGUGCUCUACAACUUAAAGCUAAAGACUCAACUUUACACCAUCUUCUUGGUCGAUUUUGUUAUGAGGUGUCACAACUAUCAUGGUUAGAAAAACGAGCAGCAACUGCACUGUUUGGUGAAGUACCAUCAUCAACCUACGAAGAAGCCCUCCAUCACUUUACAGCAGCUGAAAUGCUCAGACCAUCGGGUUGGAAAGAAAAUCGCCUUUUUGUGGCUAAGUGCCACAUCCAGUUGAACAAUUACUCAACUGCUGCUUCAUGGUUAGAACGAGCAGCUGUGGCCCCUAUUAUAACACCUGAUGAUGAAAUUGUUCAGAAAGAAGUUUUGGAACUUCAAGAUAAGUACUCAUGAAUAUAUCUUUUCAAAGAGUGGAGUAAAAAUAAUGGACUGCUUACUUAGUUAUUUAUCUAAACUUCAUAUUGUGAUUGGUAGGAAUUAAAGUUAUGAUGUUUAUAGAAGUACAGUAUGUAAUUAUAAAAUACUUGUUGACUUGUUCUACAGUUUUAGAUUCUAUAUCUUUCCAGUUCUUACAAACAAUUACACAAAUUGAGUAUUAGAAAAUCAGACUACGUACAGUACAUGUGCCACACUGCUGGAUUGUUGGAAACUGUAUAAUAUAGGAUAUAGAUAGAGAGCUAGAAAAUUGGAUUAGUUGUUGUGUACAAAUCUUUGUAUUAGAUCAAUCAUGUGAUAUUCUUAGGAAUUAUGAAACUUGAAUUGUAUUACAGAACUUUAAGAAAAUUGUACAGGUUCAUUCUAGUUUGUCAGUACUGUACAGUAGUUAAAGGAUCAUUCAUGUUAUGAUACAGUAAUUAGCUGCUGACAUUAAGGAGUUCGUUCAUGUCCAGAAGUUGACCAUAUCUUAUGAUCUGAUCUUUUCUCUCCUGGUGCUUUAUUAAUGAGAUUAACUUAUAUUUACUGUAUAAUCCAUUUUUUUUUUAUCCAACAUAGUGUUGUGAUGGAAAGGGCAUAAAUAUAUUUGAUUUCUGUUACAGAUAGGUUAUAUAAGCUGGGGCUGACAAACAAAUAGAAAACUCCCUUUUAGUAAAAACUUAUCAGGUAGCAAUCAGAUAUGGGAAUUUAUUGACUAGAUGAUAAGUUAUGAAUUUUGCAUUGUUGAAUACUGUACAAUGCAGUACUGUAUAUCAUUUCAAAUAUUCAGAUGCCCUGUACUACUUUAGUAAAACUACAUACUGUAUAGUAGUUCUCUUCUCUCAAAACUUUGGUCUCACAAGUUGUGAAUAUUUGUACAUUUGUGGCCAACAUUCCCAUAACACUUGGCAGUAUCAGGCCUGUAGUUGUGGGUCAUACAUACGAUUGAUUUUUUCCUGUUGAAAUUUGCCUUUAAUUAUAAAUUAGGUUAGAUGAGCCAUAAAUAAAUUAACAUGUUAAAAUCCUAAUCUCCCUGUCUACAUAUGCUUUCCAUGGAUGCCUUUGUUAAAAGUGUACAAGGAAUUUGGCCCAUAACACUUGCACCUGGAAAGUUUUGUAUGCAAACCAGACAAUAAUUUAACCUGAUAACAAUGUAGUGAGUUUGUUAAAGCUAAAUAGUUUUGGAGGAAACAAUAACUUUCUAUGUGAAAAUAAGAGACAUUGGAGUAGCAUGUUCUUUACUCUGUGACUCAUACUUGAACAUAAAUACUGUGCUGUAGUAAUUACCAGACUUAGAAGUUCAUGAAAACGGUGUGACAUCUUAAAAGGAAGGGACAAUGAUGGCCACAGUAAUUGCUGUGAAAUUCCAAGUCUGAAGCUAGUAGAUUGAUACCAGCCACUCUGUGAACAAGUUCUGGGCAGAUCCCUAUCUUUAGUUGUUUACAUGCCACUACACAUAUUGGGAAAUAGCAUGCUUUUUUAUCAAACUUCUUGAAUGUUGUUUUGCAUUAGAGCAGCAAACCUAACUUUUUUUAUGUAAACUAUAUUGAAUAUUUUGUUGCAGCAUGUUUUACUCACAUUAUGAGGACUUUUCUUGAAAGAAGAAGCACACAGGUACUUGAAGAACAUAAUUUGACUGAAAUGGGUGUGAGAGUAAGUGAAUUGGUUAGGAAUGAAUUUCAACAAUAAAUAUUUAAAUUACUGAGAACUGUAUUUCAGUAAUGCGUACAAUUUGUGAGUAAUCUACAGAUAUAUUUCAAAAGUAAAUGCUGGUGCUACAACUGGCUUAAAUGCAUAUGCUGAAAGAGGUACAAUUUACUUAUCUCUAUAACCAUCAUAAUUAUAAAGCACAUUGUACAGGUCGCUCUCAUUUGUACCGGUGAUUGUGUUUACAUAAAAGGCCAGUACAGUAUACAGUAUAAUCAAAAUCAGUAGUGUACAUGUUCAAUGUACACUGCCCCAUGCCAUACCAUGAACAAAAUAUGUACAAUAUCUUGUAAUAAAAAGAUUAUUAAUGCCAGC
Messenger RNA from Homarus americanus (American lobster), 3609 nucleotides. RefSeq names its product regulator of microtubule dynamics protein 1-like. Gene Ontology annotation, cellular component: mitotic spindle pole; cytoplasm; spindle microtubule. Bases 331 to 1566 code for a protein of 411 amino acids. Gene Ontology annotation, molecular function: microtubule binding. NCBI's taxonomy places the organism in Eukaryota, Metazoa, Arthropoda, Malacostraca, Decapoda, Nephropidae. The record is from RefSeq and is a predicted model, not a curated record. The transcript is spliced from 10 exons.